GAGAGAGAGAAAAAAAAACAGCCAAAGAUUCGGAUUUGACUGUCUUUUCCUUUUCUUCUCUUGGCGCCUCGAACGAGCUGCCCUACAAUUGCAGCUUCCAUCUUCUUUCCGUACCCAGUACUUGUCGCCUUUUUUGCUCUAUCGAAGCUCCGUCCGAUCCUGUCAAGAUGCUGUCAUCAGCUGCUCUCGCGGCCACUCGUCGCGUGCUCACCAGCACCGGCGCGGCAGCUCCGUUGCGCCAAUCCGUCGUUCUUACAGCUCGCGCACUGGUCCUGCGUCCUGCCGCGCCCUCUCUGCGCCUGAUCAGCACCUCAGCGCCUCUGCGCGCGGCUGCGUCGAAGGCGACCAAGUCCAAGUCAACAAAGAGCUCCACCAAGAAGCCGGCCAGCAAGAAGACGGCAAAGCCCAAGGCUAAGAAGCCGGCUAAGAAGAAGGCUGUGAAGAAGGCUGUGAAGAAGAAGGUCGCGGUCAAGAAGCCAAAGAAGGCGCCGAAGAAGAAGGUGUUGACGGACGAGCAGAAGGACAGGCUCGAGAUUAGGAGGCUGCGACAGAUGGCGCUGCUGAAGGGACCGACUUUGCUUCCGGAGACGGCAUGGAACGUGUUUAUGAUUGACAACAUCCGUGGUGGAGAAGGUAGUCUCGUGGACAAAGUCAAGGCUCUUGCUAUUAGCUUCAAGAAUCUGCCCGAGUCUGAGAGAGAGCGUAUGACAGCAGUCGGACAAUCUAACCGGAUUGCCAAUCAAGAGGCGAAGAAGAAAUGGAUUGAGUCUUACCCUCCCGAGGCAAUCCACGCUGCCAACCUGGCCCGUCGUCGCCUGGCUCGCAAAACAGACAAAUCUAAAGUCUACCUGAUUCACGACGAGCGCAUUCCUCAGCGCACUGGAUCCGGCUUCACAUUUUUCAUCAAAGAGCACUUCAGUGAGAAUGUCGGCUCGCCUAAGGAUGCUAUGCGCAGCCUUAGCGAACGCUGGAAGACUCUAAGCAGCGAAGAGAAGGCCCCUUACCUGAAAAGGGCUGCUGACAUUGCCGAGGUAUCAGGAGCGCAGCUGAAGGAGCUGCGAGAGAAGGGCACCAAGUACUGGAAGGAGAAGCUUGCCGCGCCCAAGGAGUAAGCCAAGGUAUCUGGUAUUGGAUGCUGAUGAUACUGUAUGUUAUAAGCGAGUAGAGGAGCUACUUUUUUUUUUUUUCUCUUUUGGGCCAUGUCACUUGUCUGUAUUUUUUAUGGUGUAUCUAUCUCUUGGUUUUGGGCUGGUGAUAGGAAAUGGGAGGGACAAUGGAAGUGCGAAAGCGAAGAAAAAUAAAACGUCGGUCGGUUUCGUUUGAUGAUGUUUUACUUGAUCUUUAGCGAUGUGCCUUUUGCUGCGGACUAAUGUUGUAUAACGAUAGACUUGGAAAUUGUAUGACAUUGACUAAAACCUUCCCCUGAAAUGAUGCGUAGCAGGUACAAUAAAAGUGAGAGCUCCCAAACGCCAAUCUCAUGAAACACGCGAUGCCUUAUAUCAGCUAAUAUUUGCGAUUCCAACUCCCAACCUUCGAUAAAGUAUUCAAUGAUAGCAAUUCAAGUCAAUCUACUUGGCAAGUAG
This is a messenger RNA of Trichoderma atroviride IMI 206040, 1583 nucleotides long. RefSeq lists its product as uncharacterized. The record is from RefSeq and is a predicted model, not a curated record. NCBI's taxonomy places the organism in Eukaryota, Fungi, Ascomycota, Sordariomycetes, Hypocreales, Hypocreaceae. Gene Ontology annotation, molecular function: DNA binding, bending.